GUGUGUGUGUGUGUGUGUGUGUGUGUCUGUGUUAGUGUGUUUGUCCUGUGACUAAAACUACAGCAGUGUGUUUGAGAGUCAGUGUGGCGCCUCUUAUCAGAAAUACAAGAGGCUGCACCACAUGUAAGUGAUGGACACACACUCAUUCACACAGACUCACACACACUCACACACACACAUACACACACACACACCUUCAGUUUGAAGCAGGGGACAGACCAGCAGCUGCUGAUCUCAGAGGCGAUUGCAGACGCUUGCAGACAGUUACAGACGGUUACUGGCGGUUGCAGACGGUGGGUGACGGUUGCAGACGGUGGGUGACAGUUGCAGACGGUUGCAGACCGCUACUGGUGGUUGCACAUCGCUACUGGUGGUUGCACACCGCUACUGACGGUUGCAGUUGGUUACUGACGGUUGCAGGCGGUGGAGUCCGGUGCUGCAUGAUGCAGGAUGGCGCUGCUGCUGCCCCCUGUCGGUUCAGAGAUCUUCAGACGCUUCCUGCCCGACUCGCUGGAGAAAAUCCAACGACGACAUGAAGCCAAGGAGGAGGAGCAGCAAAGGAGGAAGGAGAAGAACAUAGAGGUAGCAGAGGAGGAUCUUCCUAAACCAGCCAGUGACCUGGAGGCCGGGAAGCCCCUCCCUUUCAUCUAUGGAGACCCGCCCCCUGAGUUCCUCAACACACCAUUGGAGGAGCUGGAUCCCUUCUACCAAUCAGAACAGACGUUCAUCCUGCUGGGUAAGGGUAACACCAUCUUCCGGUUUAACGCUGAGCCGGCGUGCUAUCUGCUGAGUCCAUGCAGUCGACUGAGGAUCGCCGCCAUCAGGAUCCUCAUCCACUCUCUGUUCAGUUUGUUUAUCAUGGUGACCAUCCUGGCCAACUGCGCCUUCAUGACGCUGAGCAAUCCUCCGGCCUGGAGCAAGAUCGUGGAAUAUGUGUUUACAUUCAUUUACACGUUUGAGGCCACGGUAAAAGUCUUCUCCAGAGGUUUCUGUAUGGGGAAAUUCACCUUCCUGAAGGACCCGUGGAACUGGCUGGACUUCAUGGUCAUCAGCAUGGCGUACCUCACUGAGUUCGUGGAUCUGGGAAACGUAUCUGUGCUGAGGACAUUCAGAGUCCUCCGAGCACUGAAGACCAUCACUGUGAUCCCUGGUCUGAAGACCAUAGUGGGAGCUCUGAUGCAGUCGGUGAAGAAGCUGGGUGACGUGAUGAUCCUGACGGUGUUCUGCCUCAGCGUCUUCGCUCUGAUUGGUCUGCAGCUCUUCAUGGGAAACCUGCGGCAGAAGUGUGUCCUGAUCCCCCCCCAGUUCAUCAACCAUACGUCUGACAUCGGACAGGGUUACGAUGUCAAUGACACUAAUUUCAACAAUACAGGAAGUGGCUUUGAUUACCAUGAGUACAUUAACAACCCAGACAACUACUACUUCCAGUCGGGUCAGCUGGAUGCCCUGCUGUGUGGAAACAGCUCCGAUGCCGGGGUCUGUCCAGAGGGCUAUGUGUGUCUGAAGGCUGGCAGGAACCCUAACUAUGGAUACACCAGCUACGACUCGUUCGGAUGGGCCUUCCUGUCUCUCUUCAGACUGAUGACUCAGGACUUCUGGGAAAACCUCUUCCAGCUGACCCUGAGGGCAGCAGGGAAGACCUACAUGGUGUUUUUCGUGGUGGUGAUCUUCCUGGGCUCCUUCUACCUGAUAAACCUGAUCCUGGCCGUGGUGGCGAUGGCGUACGCUGAGCAGAACGAGGCAACGCGGGCCGAGAACCAGAAGAAGGAGGAUGAGUACCAACAGAUCCUGGACCUGCUGAGGACCAGGGAGGAGGAGCAGGCAGCCUGCAGGGCAGCGCUCUCAGAAAAACAGGAUUCAGAGAAGAACUCAUCAGAGAUAAAGAACCAUGAAGAAGAACACAAUGCCAUCGAAGACUUCGCUGAGGACCAGAGGCCAUGUCCACCAUGUUGGUACGUCUUCUCCGACGUCUUCCUGAAGUGGAACUGCUGUAGCUGCUGGCGGUGGCUCAAGCUGUGGCUCUACACCAUCGUCAUGGACCCGUUUGUGGACCUUGGGAUCACCAUCUGCAUCGUCCUCAACACCGUCUUCAUGGCCAUGGAGCAUUACCCCAUGACGGAGGAGUUUGAGGAGCUGCUGAGCAUUGGGAACCUGGUAUUCACAGGGAUCUUCACGGCGGAGAUGGUGCUCAAGCUUCUGGCCAUGGACCCCUACUACUACUUCCAGGUGGGCUGGAACAUCUUUGACAGCAUCAUCGUCACCAUGAGUCUGGUGGAGCUCGGACUGGCCAACGUCCAGGGACUGUCUGUACUGCGCUCCUUCAGACUGAUGCGGGUCUUUAAGCUGGCUAAGUCGUGGCCCACACUGAACAUGCUGAUAAAGAUCAUUGGUAACUCUGUGGGUGCUCUGGGGAACCUGACGCUGGUCCUGGCCAUCAUUGUCUUCAUUUUCGCGGUGGUUGGGAUGCAGCUGUUUGGGAAGAACUACAAAGAGUGUGUCUGCCGUAUAGACAAGGACUGUGUACUCCCCCGAUGGCACAUGACGGACUUCUUCCACGCCUUCCUCAUCAUCUUCAGGGUCCUGUGUGGGGAGUGGAUCGAGACCAUGUGGGACUGCAUGGAGGUCUCGGAUCAGACCAUGUGUCUCAUCGUCUUCAUGAUGGUGAUGGUCAUUGGAAACCUGGUGGUCCUGAAUCUGUUCCUGGCCUUGUUGCUGAGCUCUUUCAGCGGGGAUAAUCUGGCGGCCCCAGAGGAGGAAGGAGAAAACAAUUUGCAGAUCUCCAUAAACCGGAUAAACAGGGCUGUGUCCUGGCUGAAGAUGUGGGCCUUGGAACAGAUCUUUACUUUAAUGGGAAAGAAGAACCACGUGAGCCCAGACCUCAGUGUGAAGGAUGAAGAGGAGGACCAGCAGACCAAGGACUCCUUGGAUCUGACAUUCAUCAACUCUGAACCCCUCGGCUGUAACCGUGGCAACCUGACCAGCAACUACCACAGCCUUCCGUUGCUAAGGGUCCCCAUCGCCAAGGCCGAGUCAGACCUCGAGUCGUGGGACAACGACGACGAAGAGGACGACGAAGAGGAUGACGAAGAGGACGACGAAGAGGGCUCCCAGGGUGACGAGUCGUCGGUGUGCAGCACAGUGCAGAGACUCCCUGAUGUUCAGGAGGAAGAGGAGGAAGAAGAGCAUGAUGAAAACACACCUGAGGACUGCUUCACUGACAAGUGUUAUGGCCACUGUCCGUUCCUGGACAUAGAUACAUCCGCGGGUCGAGGGAGGGUCUGGGCUGACGUCAGGAGAACCUGCUUCUUCAUCGUGGAGCACAACUACUUCGAGACGUUCAUCAUCUUCAUGAUCCUGAUGAGCAGUGGAGCUCUGGCGUUCGAGGACAUUUACCUGGAGCAGCGGCAGGUCAUCAAGACGGUCCUGGAGUACGCAGACCAGGUCUUCACCUAUGUCUUUGUGGUGGAGAUGCUCCUCAAGUGGGUCGCCUACGGAUUCAAGACCUACUUCACCAAUGCCUGGUGCUGGCUGGACUUCCUCAUCGUGGACGUGUCUCUGGUGUCUCUGACCGCCAACAUCCUGGGAUACUCGGAACUCGGAGCCAUAAAGUCUCUGAGGACGCUGAGGGCCCUGAGACCCCUGAGGGCCCUGUCCCGCUUCGAGGGCAUGAGGGUGGUGGUGAACGCUCUGGUCGGGGCAAUCCCCUCCAUCUUCAACGUGCUGCUCGUGUGUCUGAUCUUCUGGCUGAUCUUCAGCAUCAUGGGGGUCAACCUGUUCGCAGGGAAGUUCUAUUACUGUUUCAACGAGACGUCUGAGGAGAUAUUUCUGCCGGAGGAUAUCAACAACCGCAGCGAGUGUCUGUCUCUGAUGGAGGCCGGCAGCCAGGUGCGCUGGAGGAACGUCAAGGUGAACUACGACAACGUGGGGAUGGGAUACCUGUCGCUGCUGCAGGUGGCCACCUUUAAAGGCUGGAUGGACAUCAUGUAUGCAGCGGUGGAUUCCAGAGGCGUAGAGUCCCAGCCGAAGUACGAGGAAAAUCUGUACAUGUACAUUUACUUCGUCAUCUUCAUAAUCUUUGGCUCGUUCUUCACUCUGAACCUCUUCAUUGGAGUCAUCAUCGACAACUUCAACCAGCAGAAAUCUAAGAUGGGUGGGACAGACCUUUUCAUGACGGAGGAACAGAAGAAGUAUUAUAAUGCGAUGAAGAAGUUGGGCUCCAAGAAGCCUCAGAAGCCCGUCCCCCGCCCGGAGAACAAGUUCCAGGCGCUGGUGUUUGACCUGGUGACCACACAGUUCUUCGACAUCUUCAUCAUGGUGCUGAUCUGCCUCAACAUGGUGACGAUGAUGGUGGAGACAGACGAGCAGAGCGAGGAGAAGGAGACCAUCCUGUACUGGGUCAACCUGACCUUCAUCAUCGUCUUCACCGGGGAGUGCAGCCUGAAGGUGGUGGCGCUGCGACAUCACUACUUCUCCGUGGGCUGGAACAUCUUCGACUUUGUGGUCGUCAUACUGUCCAUCGUAGGCCUCCUCCUCGCUGACAUCAUAGAGAAAUAUUUUGUUUCGCCCACACUCUUCCGAGUGAUCCGAUUGGCUCGUAUCGGCCGAGUGCUCCGUCUGAUUCGUGGAGCCAAAGGGAUCCGGACGCUGCUGUUUGCCCUGAUGAUGUCCCUUCCUGCCCUGUUUAACAUCGGCCUCCUCCUCUUCCUCAUCAUGUUCAUCUUCUCCAUCUUCGGCAUGUCUAACUUCGCCUACGUGAGGAAGGAGGGGAUGAUCGAUGACAUGUUUAACUUCGAGACGUUUGGGAACAGCAUGAUUUGUCUGUUCAUGAUCACCACCUCUGCCGGCUGGGACGGGCUGCUGAUCCCCAUCAUGAACACGCCCCCCGACUGCGACCCCGACGUGGAGCACCCGGGCUCUCCGGUGAGGGGAGACUGCGGCAGCCCGGGGGUGGGCAUCAUCUUCUUCACCACCUACAUAAUCAUGUGCUUCCUCGUGGUCGUCAACAUGUACAUCGCCAUCAUCCUGGAGAACUUCAACGUGGCCACUGAGGAGAGCUCGGACCCGCUGUGCGAGGACGACUUUGAGAUGUUCUACGAGACCUGGGAGAAGUUCGACCCCGACGCCUCGCAGUUCAUACAGUACAGGUGA
This is a messenger RNA of Gymnodraco acuticeps, 5148 nucleotides long. Its product is annotated as sodium channel protein type 4 subunit alpha B-like. Gene Ontology annotation, biological process: membrane depolarization during action potential; neuronal action potential; sodium ion transmembrane transport. Gene Ontology annotation, cellular component: axon; voltage-gated sodium channel complex; plasma membrane. Bases 451 to 5148 code for a protein of 1565 amino acids. Lineage: Eukaryota; Metazoa; Chordata; Actinopteri; Perciformes; Bathydraconidae. The transcript is spliced from 28 exons. Gene Ontology annotation, molecular function: voltage-gated sodium channel activity. The record is from RefSeq and is a predicted model, not a curated record.